AUGUAUCUGAAAAAUCGGCCUGGCGCCAGAUUUCCGGGAAAAAGAAAACAAAACUCGGCUCAUGCGACCCAGAAUACCCCCGAUGUGCUUUUACUUGAAAACCCAAAGCCUCCGUCGUCGCUGACAGAGAAUGUCGUGGAUGAGGCGAAAGUCAAACAGUAUCUCCAGAAAUUGUCGCUUCCACAGGAAGAAAACCCCUCCGCAUGCAUCAAGUUUGUCAUUUCCGUUUCGGAAAGCCGCAAGUUCACCCCCGAGUUGCAAGACGAGUGGCAGAAACUCUUUGACAUCAGCUCCAUCUCCAUCUCUGAAGAAAACCCGUUUUCCGUCGACCAGAUUGUCACACUACACGGAAAUCUACGCCAGGUGCUGUGUGCGGCGUUGUUCUUUUCCUUUUUUCUCUGCAGCAAGGUCAACAACAUUGUGAAGACAGAGCCGUUCACACUCAAAUCGUCAAAUUACCAUUUGGAUGUUCUAAUAGAGGCUAGCCCACUUCAAAUGGAGAAGCUAGCGUCGAAGUUCCCGGCCCAAUCGAUGGAUUACAGCGCCUACGACAACAACUUGAAUCUCCACAUGGCCACGUUGCACGGAGAUUUUACCUCGUUGUUCAACAGCAUCGUUUUCAUUUUCCAGAGGUUUCGCUACGAUAAGUAUCUUUCAGCCAACGUGGAACAGUAUCCCAUCACCAGAGCCCAUGAUGGAGAUAAACUUUUCCAGCGGGAAGAGGUCAACAAAGAAGUACUCGCUCGAAACAAGAACGACCUUCUUCAGUACAUAUACACACAGGCGUAUCUCCAGCUGUGA
Clavispora lusitaniae ATCC 42720 is the source of this 801-nucleotide messenger RNA. RefSeq lists its product as uncharacterized. Lineage: Eukaryota; Fungi; Ascomycota; Pichiomycetes; Serinales; Metschnikowiaceae. The record is from RefSeq and is a predicted model, not a curated record.